Messenger RNA from Nicotiana tabacum (common tobacco), 1119 nucleotides. Its product is annotated as transcription factor bHLH36. Lineage: Eukaryota; Viridiplantae; Streptophyta; Magnoliopsida; Solanales; Solanaceae. Gene Ontology annotation, molecular function: DNA-binding transcription factor activity, RNA polymerase II-specific; protein dimerization activity; RNA polymerase II transcription regulatory region sequence-specific DNA binding. Gene Ontology annotation, cellular component: RNA polymerase II transcription regulator complex. The record is from RefSeq and is a predicted model, not a curated record. Gene Ontology annotation, biological process: regulation of transcription by RNA polymerase II.
GGAGGAGGAGGAGGAGGAGGAGGAUAAAUAAUAUGUAUUCUUUACAAGAAAAUGAUGAGUUGGUGUUUCAGAUUCUGUCUAAUCCUUGCCAACAAAGCAAGAUCUCCCAAGAUCUGGUUAUGGAUUAUGCUUCUCUGGAGACACGUACUCAUCAUGAUCCUUUAAAUAUUAACAAUUCCCAGGUCAAUAAGAGACUACCCAAAAGAAUAUUAGGUACUACUGAUAAUAAUAUUCCAGAUCAUAAGAAAGAUGAAACUGCUGCUGCUGCUCCUGCUGAUGAUUUCAAGCUUAGAAGAAUUAUGCAUAGAGAUAUCGAACGUCAAAGAAGACGAGAAAUGUCUGCCCUUUACUCUUCCCUCCGUUCUCUCCUUCCUCUGCAAUAUGUCAAGGGCAAGCGUUCGGUAUCGGACCACAUGCAUGAAGCCGUGAAUUACAUAAAGGAAAUGCAAGCAAACAUCAAAGAAUUGGAGAAACGGAGAGACUUGCUAAUUAAGUCGUCUUUACCUGAUUCAAUCCCACAUGGAACUGGAAAUUUUAGAUCAAAUAAUUUCACACUUUCCCCAGAUUGUGUUACGGUAAGCCCCUGCCUGCAGGGUGGCAUAGAGAUCUUAAUCAGCGUUGACUGUAAAUCGCAAAGUUUUCCACUUUCAAGAGUGCUGCGGGAGCUUCUGAAACAAGGGAUUAAUGUCGUCAGUUGUGUCUCUGCUAAAGUGAAUCAAAGGUCCCUCUACACAAUUCAGAUCGAGGUGUGCGAUAUGAACAACAUUGAUCACCAGGCAUUGCAACAAAAAGUGAUUGAUUUAAUCAAUGUGGACUUGUAGUUCUCGAGUUAUUACAACUAGUAACAGACCAUGCAGACGUUUUUUUUAUGUGUUUUGACAGGAGAAAAGGAACACGAACUAUUAAGUGAAGACAUAACAGCACUCCAAUCAUUAGCAAUCUCCCCCUGUGCUUGUGUGUUUUUAAGCAAGUAAUAGUAAAUAUACUACUAUCUCUAUUCUAGCCAUCUUGUAACCAGCUAUAUGUUUGGUUUGAAGUUCUCUUUAUAUAUCUUGAGUAAUGGUAUAUUAAACAUUUGUCCCUAGCUUAGUUUCAUUUUAUUUAUCUUUGUUAGAAGUA